Pangasianodon hypophthalmus (striped catfish) is the source of this 5081-nucleotide messenger RNA. RefSeq names its product NLR family CARD domain-containing protein 3-like. The coding region runs from base 176 to 2806 and encodes 876 amino acids. NCBI's taxonomy places the organism in Eukaryota, Metazoa, Chordata, Actinopteri, Siluriformes, Pangasiidae. The record is from RefSeq and is a predicted model, not a curated record. Gene Ontology annotation, molecular function: protein binding. The transcript has 8 exons.
CAUUUUGUGUCGAGGGGAAAAUAAACCAUUUCAGGAGUGAAAACACAGUUGUUUUAGGACUUGAUACCGUGACUAUUUCCUGUAAGAGAACUCUGUGCUGAUACAGGGUUUGAUUUAACACACCGAUGUUGGAGUGAAGUAAACGUGUGUCCUGCUGUAAUCUGGAGAAGGAGACAUGACCUCCAACAUGAGUGUGUCUGGAAAACAAGACUUAAAGAAAGACGAGAGAAUGAUGGAGGGAAAGAGAUCAGACUCACCAGAACCCAGCUGUGUGUCCAUGAAGAGUGACCAGUCAAUGGGACUUCCAAUGACCUUCAGAGACAGAGACAGAGACAGUUCUACUGAUGUGAGACCACAAAAGAAGAAAUCAAACAACAGCAGAAAUCAGUUGGAGUCCAUAUUCAAGGAGCUGGAACACAAAGUCAUCACUCUGAUAAAGAAUGAGCUGAAGAGGUUUAGGAAGCUCCUGAGUCCAGAUUACCCAGCAUGCACUGAGAGGGAGGUGGAGGAUGAGGAGGAUCUGCACAGUGUCAGAGAGGGAGCACUGAAGAUCACACUGCACGUCCUGAAGAACAUGAACCACACAGAUCUCGCUAACACACUGCACAACAAGUCUGUGGCCUCUGUGUAUCAGCCAAAGUUGAAAUCCAACCUGAGAGAGAAGUCUAAAAGAAUUAAUGAAGGAAUCUCACAGCAUGGAAGCUCAGCGCUUCUGAAUGAGAUCUACACAGAGCUCUACAUCACAGAGGGUUGGAGUGGAGACGUCAAUAAUGAACAUGAGGUUAGACAGAUUGAGACAGCGUCCAGGAGACCAGCAACACAGGAGACACCCAUCAAAUGUAAUGACCUCUUUAAAGACAAGACCAUCAGAACUGUGCUGACUAAAGGAGUUGCUGGAAUUGGAAAAACAGUCUCUGUGCAGAAGUUCAUUCUGGACUGGGCUGAAGGAAAAGCAAAUCAGGACGUCUUCUUCAUGUUUCCACUUCCCUUUAGAGAGCUGAAUUUGAUGAAGCAGAAAAAUCUCAGUCUGAUGAAUCUUCUUCAUCACUUUUUCCCAGAAAUGAGAAAACUACAAUUAAUAGACUCUUACAAAGUGGUGUUGAUCUUUGAUGGUCUGGAUGAGUGUCGACUUCCUCUAAAUUUCCAGAACAAUGAGAGAUUGUGUGAUGUGACAGAGUCAGCCUCAGUGGAUGUGCUGCUGACAAACCUCAUCAAGGGGAAUCUGCUUCCCUCUGCUCUCCUCUGGAUAACCUCUCGACCAGGAGCAGCCAGUCAGAUACCUCCUGAGUGUGUAGACCAGGUAACCGAGGUACGAGGGUUCAAUGAUCCUCAGAAAGAGGAGUACUUCAGGAAGAGGAUCAGUGAUCAGAGCCUGGCCAAUAAAAUCAUCAGACACAUGAAGUCUUCAAGAAGCCUCUACAUCAUGUGCCACAUCCCAGUCUUCUGCUGGAUGUCAGCCACUGUUCUAGAGAGAAUGUUGGGUGAAGCAGAGAGUGGAGAGAUCCCCAGGACUCUGACUGAAAUGUUCACACACUUCCUGAUCUUUCAGAUCAAACACAAGGACCAAAAGUACCAUCAGAAAUGUGACCCUGAUCCUCAGCAGACCAGAGAGAGUAUCCUGGCACUGGGAAAACUGGCUUUCCAACAGCUGGAGAAAGGAAACCUGAUCUUCUAUGAGGAAGACCUGAGAGAGUGUGGCAUUGAUGUCAGAGAAGUGUCAGUGUACUCAGGAGUGUGUGCCCAAAUCUUCAGAGAGGAGUUUGGGCUUCACCUGGGGAAGGUGUUCAGCUUUGUACAUCUGAGUGUUCAGGAGUUUCUGGCUGCUUUAUAUGCAGUUUUGUGCUUUCAUUUUAGAAAAGCAAAUGUGAUAGUGAAGCAAAGCACUGGAAUUUUUAGUUUAUUCAGAAAACCAAACAUGUCUGAUUUCCUCAGGAGUGCAGUGGACAAGGCCUUACAGAGUGAGAAUGGACACCUGGACCUGUUUCUCUGCUUCCUUCUAGGUCUCUCCCUGGAGUCCAAUCAGACUCUCUUACGAGGCUUAAUGCCACAGACAGGAAGCGGCUCUCACAGCAAGCAGGAAACAGUCGAGUACAUCAAGGAGAAGAUCAGGGAGAAUCCAUCUCCAGAGAAAUCCAUCAAUCUGUUCCACUGUCUGAAUGAACUGAAUGAUCAUUCUCUAGUGCAGGAAGUACAAACUUACCUGAACAGAGGUUACUAUUGUCUUAGUUUAAUCAGUCUCUCUCCUGCUCAGUGGUCAGCUCUGGCGUUUGUGUUACUGAACUCAGAACAGGAGCUGGAUGAGUUUAAUUUGAGGAAAUAUGACCCAUCAGAGGAAUGUCUUCUAAGGCUGCUCCCAGUGGUCAAAGCCUCCAGAAAAGCUGUGCUGUGUGUGUGUAAUCUGACAGAGGAAAGCUGUAGAGUUCUGUCCUCAGUUCUCAGCUCAAGGUCCUCCAGUCUGAGAGAACUGGACCUGAGUAAUAAUAAACUACAGGAUUCAGGAGUGAAGCUUCUCUCUGCUGGACUGGCGAAUCCACACUGUACACUGGAGAAACUGAGGCUGUGUGACUGUAAUCUGACAGAGGAAAGCUGUAGAGUUCUGUCCUCAGUUCUCAGCUCAAGGUCCUCCAGUCUGAGAGAACUGGACCUGAGUAAUAAUAAACUACAGGAUUCAGGAGUGAAGCUUCUCUCUGCUGGACUGGCGAAUCCACACUGUACACUAGAGAUACUGAGGUAUAUACACACACACACACACACACACACACACACAUACAUACAUACAUACAUACAUACAUACAUACAUGCUUAAGGUAGAUGGGCAGCUUCAUUAGUGGUUUAUAAUUUUUUAUGGUUUAAGUCUGUAAUGCUCGACUGGGUUCAUGCUGCAUUUCCUCUGAAUAGCAAACACAGUAAACAGAAAAGCUGUAAUUCUUUUGUUUAAACUGAAAAACACUAAACUCACGGUUCUGUCGUCUGUCAUUUUGUGUAAUUUGUACUUUGAUUAGACAAUGUGUGCUCAAUCUAGAAAAAAAAAAGUUUCCUCUCCAAACACAUUUUAGGGAAAAAUAAUGAGAGUAAAUAAUCCUCCUCAGUCAUGUUCAUUACACUCACAACUGCGUCUGUAACACGACUGCUGAUGACGUAUACCGGACACAUCACUGAAAUAGGAUAAAAGAUUAUAGCUCUAAUUAAACUCAAGUGUAUGAGGUGUCACUCCUUGUAAUCACAGAGACAACCUUAAACCACACCUCGCUCAGAUACAGCAGAUGGGAUGAUACAUGAAAGCUAAGCUAAACGCUAUCCAGGUGAAGCUAGCCACGCUAACAAUGAGCAUGAACUCAAUAAACUCAAAUCAACUAGCUAGAGUCGAGUGUGAAGAGCAAUUCUAGUGCUGCUAGCAGACACGAAAAACUCUACAUUCAGUGGAGCUUAAGCUAGCGGAUUAUGAAGAUAAGAACAGGAGAUGUAGCAUCUGUAUUAUUGGGCUGAGUGAGGGUAACGAGGGUGCCAAUGCUAUCCAGUUCCUCUCAUGAUCCAUACCCCAAUGCCUCUCCUCUCUGCACACCGGAUCUACAGCAACGCAGUAACCAAACGAGGGGAAAAUUGCACUUUGAUUUUCAGUGUUCAUUAUACAACCCUCCAAGCCAUUCUUCAUGCUGCUAAGAGCGAGCCCCUCUUCACUAAUGGAAGAACAGUCUGCUUCACCUCUGACUACAGUAACUACAUGGUGAAGCGACACCUGGUCUUCUCCCAGGCCAUGUCCACGGCACGAGCUAAAAGUGUUGAGUUUUUCCUACUCUAUCCUGCCACACUGAAAAUCACAGAUGGCCCACUUUUGCAGAGGAUUUCUUGACCUCAGCAGCAGCAGUGCCGAGCAGAGCCGCUUCACCAUCAACCACCGAGCUGGCUGUGGAUGGCUAGGCUAACAAUGCUUCUGGUGUGGUGCUGCAGCAUUUUUCAGAGCUUACUGGACUUGUUUAAGUUAGCUAGGCUAAUGGUGCUACAGAAACUGAUAAACGUUUCAGUUUCAUACUUCAUAUUGCAGUAAAUUAGCUUUUCUUUUUUUUUUUCACUGGACUCUGGAGGAUGAUAGACACCAGUUUCAUGCAUAGUAUUUCUGAAGGUUCUGGACUGUCCUCCUAGCUGUCUGAGCCGGGUUAGAUCAGGCUGGGCUAGGCUAAUUGCUAGCUUCGGCCUGAUAGGAUAAGGAUGCUAGCGUUGUGAUGUUAUAAACAGCCGCUGAUAACACAUAGACCAGGCUGGCUCUAGCUCACUGGGGUGAAUGUGCUCAGACUGGGCCUGCUAAGGCUAGCUGGGUUAACUAUAUGAUGGAGAACUGAUUACUUCCUUUUUUCUUUUAUAAAUGUUAAAGUUUAAGUUAUUGGUUAGUGUUACGUUCUGGGGUAUGUCCGCGUGUUUUUUGUGUUUUGUUUUCUCUCCCUUUUCUCUCGCCCUCCCUCUCUUUCUCUCUCUCUCUGCAGCAGUCGCCUCAUUGGAUAACGUUCCUGUCUGUCUCAAUUAACCCCGCUGAUGUCAUCGACCGUGACAUCCAAUCAACCUCUGACCCCGCCUAUUUAAAACCCGCUGCCAUUCAUUCAGGAGAAGUCGUUGUUGUCCUGGUUACGUUAAACUAAAACGCUGUUGUAUCUCUGUUUGUUCUGUGUAAAGUUACGCUGCCUUACUGUGUUUGUCCUUGUAUGUCAAUUGUUCCAUGUUUCCCCGCUUUGUGCUAGUCACGUGUUUGUAUGGUUACUUUGUUGUUUGUUACCCUAGUUGUGACUCUGUUAGUGUUGGGGAAAAGGGGACAGGUAAGUACGUCACGUGACAUACAUGGUGCAGCACGCAGGAGGUCCGUUUGUAUUAGACACACUAGGUUAGGAGCGAGCACCACCCUCUGUACUUUUGGUUUGGCUAGUUAGUGUAGGUAGUUAGAGCAUCCUGGAUGCUGAAGAUUUACUUUCUAUCUUUGUUUGUAGUUAGGUUAGAGGGCUAAAUAGGUAGACUUGUUUUGUUUUGUUCAUUUCUUUGCUUUGGUGCCGCUCGCGUCCCUUUUUCCCCUUUGGUGUCCUUUUCUGUCUUACUGU